Aphanomyces astaci is the source of this 672-nucleotide messenger RNA. RefSeq lists its product as hypothetical. The transcript has 7 exons. Gene Ontology annotation, molecular function: protein binding. The coding region runs from base 1 to 672 and encodes 223 amino acids. NCBI's taxonomy places the organism in Eukaryota, Oomycota, Saprolegniomycetes, Saprolegniales, Verrucalvaceae. The record is from RefSeq and is a predicted model, not a curated record.
AUGGAAAUUACCGAGGACUUGCUGAAGCGCCGCAGCAAACACUUUGACAUUGCAUGCAUUCAACGGCUCAACCUGGCAGGCUGCGACAUCCGGACGGUGGCGCUCUUGGAAGGGUGUACGAGCCUCGUGGAGCUCAACUUGGCCAAGAACCACCUGCUGUCGUUGCAUGGGAUUCCGACGCUGCCAACACUCAAAUGUCUCGACUGCUCGUUUAACACCGUGACCACAUUGGAUGGCAUGUCGCCCCAACCUCAACUGGAAGAAUUGCAUGUCGAGGGCAACGACUUGGCUCGUGUCGAUUUCGCCUUGCUGCAAAAGCAGCUCCCUCGCUUGCGACGACUCUUUCUGCAUGCGCCGGCUGCACCUCGGUCCAACCCAGUCUGCAAAAUCGACAAAUACUUCGACGUCGUCCACGCGGCCAUGCCGUCCCUCGAGAGCUUGGACGGCGAGGUUUUCGCGCUUCGUCAAGUACAUACAGCUCGGGCUGUGAACGACGAUCCUGAAAGCGACGCCGACUUGCGCGCGGCGUUGGCCGAAGCUGCGUGGGACAAGGUGUCGUGGGGGCUGCCCGCCACGGACGACCCUGCAAGCUUUGUUCAAAACAACACCAAGAAAUUCAAAGGUGCCAACAACCCUCCAUGUGUCCCCGACCUAUUACGAUCACAGUACUAA